AUGGUCACAACCCUGGCAAACGAGAUAAGUUUUUUGGGCUUCCCAAGCCAGUCAGAGGAUGCGAAUGAGAUGUGGGUGAACAUGGCGAAAACCAUAAGAAAAGUGGCAGAAGAGACCUUGGGGGAACUUAUGGUAUGCACGGAAGAGGAGGAUAGGAUUGAAAAGAGAGUGAGCUAUAAAGAAGCAAAGCGGGCGGCCAAAAAAGCUGUAACGAAGGCAAAAAACCGUGGUUAUGAGGACUUGUACCGGAAGCUUGAUACCAAAGAGGGAGAGAAACAGAUUUUCAAGUUAGUAAGGACUAGGGCCAAACAGCGGCAAGACUUAGAGGCAGUGAAAUACAUCAAGGAUGAGGAGGGACGAUUGCUCAAUGAGUCAAGGGGACCAAAGGACGCGGAUAAUCAGAUUUUGGAUGCCCAAAGACCACGGGAAUACGAGCCAGCGAGGAAUAUUACCACAGGAGAAGUAGGAGAAACUAACAAAAAGAUGGGUAGAACAAAGGCAGUAGGGCCAGAUAACAUCCCAAUUGAGGUGUGGAAGGGUUUAGAAGAAGAGGGCAUUCGUUGUGGGACAUCACUGGUAGGUGAAUCAGAGGUGUUCAUCGACGACACAGUUGUUAAGAGCACAACCAAGUACAAAUAUUUGGGAUCAAUCAUUCAAAGGGAUGGGGAGAUUGACGGAGAUAUAAAGCAUCGUAUACAGGCGGGAUGGUGUCUUAAUAAGUUUACUGCUAAGUUUUGGUUUGAGGAUAAAUUCAAAUGGACAAACAAUGACUUAGAUUAA
Messenger RNA from Amaranthus tricolor (Joseph's coat), 780 nucleotides. RefSeq lists its product as uncharacterized. The record is from RefSeq and is a predicted model, not a curated record. The coding region runs from base 1 to 780 and encodes 259 amino acids. The transcript has 5 exons. NCBI's taxonomy places the organism in Eukaryota, Viridiplantae, Streptophyta, Magnoliopsida, Caryophyllales, Amaranthaceae.